This is a messenger RNA of Neurospora crassa OR74A, 1405 nucleotides long. RefSeq lists its product as hypothetical. The coding region runs from base 319 to 939 and encodes 206 amino acids. NCBI's taxonomy places the organism in Eukaryota, Fungi, Ascomycota, Sordariomycetes, Sordariales, Sordariaceae. The record is from RefSeq and is a predicted model, not a curated record. The transcript has 2 exons.
CUGUGGCCAGAUUGAGCAUCGACGUCGCCUCGGUGUAGGUUUGGGUCACAAUGGAUAUAUAGAUGCUUUACAGCCCAAUGUCGUGAAAAAAAAAAAGAAAAAAAAGAGGGAAAGAAAAUUCAUCCAUCACAAGUGGAAGUUUACAUCGACUGCUGUUCAACUGGCGUCUGUUCUGCCUCAUCAUCACCUGCACACAUACGCAAACACAUACACACCAUCGACAGGAGUGACACCAGUCCUCAUCAUAUACAAGAACAAUCACUUUGCCAAAUCACCGCCCUUAUCACACAAUAAGCCAUAUAAGUAUAAAGACAGCAUAUGGAGGGCUCCAGGCCAUUAUUCGAAACCACCGACUCCAUCAUCGAAGUCCUCUGGGACAUCGCCCUCGCCGUUUUCGUCAUCCGCGUCUCCUUCUACUAUUUCCUCCUCACCUUCCUCACCAGCCUACUCCUCGGCUACAUCGCCUAUGCUGAACUCAUACCCAUCACCACCUUCGCUCACUUUGUCUCCUCCUCUGGCCCCGACCACAACAACCGCAUUCUCUGCUUGACCAUCCUCCUAACCAUCACCUCAGCAGUAUGGGCUCACCUUGUCCUCCGCCACUAUGAGGUACCCCGCGUCGCCUAUUUUAGGUUAGCCAUCUGCUCCAUGGCGCUGGCAUUCAUGGUCUCGGCAGAGAUGGUGGUGGCUUUUGUACUGUAUGAGGAAGGGUACGGAGGGUGGAUCUGGGAAGAGAUAAAGAGCGUGGCAGGCGUGGCUUGGGGAGGUUGGACGGUGAUGUACGCAGUGAUGCCAGUGUUGCUCAUGAGGGCGGAGAAGAGGAUGGAGAAGAAGAUGGAUGAUAGAACAGGAGGGCUGCGGCUGCGGCUUGGGUAUUAUGGAUGUAAGACGGUACUGCAUAAGUUACCGACCAUCAACGAGGAAAAGGCGGUGAUGUAGUGGGUUGAACUUUUGACAAGUAGAGGCUGGGAGGCGUUGGCAUGGGGUCUACAAGAAUUGGAGGUUGGGUGGUUGAAUUGGACUUUAUGAAUAUUGAGAAUCCUUGGAAUGAUUGGGAAGCGAUGAAGCUAUCUUAUUGUCAUUGAAAGGGUCAUCAUGCAAUCCUGCAAUAGGCUGGGAAUACGCUACGUUGUGUAGAUGGGAAUUCAACUGCUGACAGAGCAGUGUCUCUCUCAUUCAAUUGGCAUGACGUGGAGGGAUAUUCAGAGCUAUCGCCCUGUUCCACCAAAUGCUCAUGUCGUUGGAAUGUGGCACUUUACGCACGAUAGCACCGUGUAUUACAUGUGUGAGUUCCAAACCAGUAUCAGGAAUUUAAGGAGGGUUUGGAAUCAGGGCAUUUCACAAUGAUACCCUUUUUUUUUUUCCCCUCUUCGAUGACUUUAAGAAAUAUGGACGGUACUAUAGA